AUGUUAAAAACAACACAUUUUGUUAGAUAUAACUCUACAAUUCAUAAGCAUGUCAUUACACAAGAUAGGUUUAAGGAGACUAUGAGAAAGAUGGCCACUCAAGUUAUGCUUCUUUCCAUUGCUAAUCCGAUAGGUUCUCCAAAAUCCGAGUUCAGAGGGUUAGUUGCAUCAUCUGUAACCUCUUUAUGUGUACUGCCUAAACCAAAGUUGGAAUUUAAUUUACAAUUACCGUCGUUUACUUCAAUAGCACUGCAUAAAUAUCAGUAUUUUGCAGUUCACAUCAUGUCACCGACCAAAGCUUCUGUGGAUAUGGGCAGAUUGUUCAGUAAAGGUGCAAUCACCUCUAAAAUGGAUGGUUCUAUUCAACCAAGCCAACCAUUUAUGGACUUAGAAGAGAACGUUACUUUUGAGAACUAUUCUAUCGAGAAUUCAAAUUUACAGAUACCAGUUCUGAAAAUGGCAGAGAAGACUUUGAUUUGUAAGAAGAGUGAUGUGUUUAAAACCGGUGAUCAUGAAAUAUGGGUAGGUGAGGUUGAAGAUAUUAUAGUGAACGAAGAGGAAGAAGCUCAAGGAGGUUUACUUUACUAUGAUAGGUUCUUUCAUAUGUUAGGCAAUAAAAUCCAAUGA
Tetrapisispora phaffii CBS 4417 is the source of this 627-nucleotide messenger RNA. RefSeq names its product flavin reductase family protein. Gene Ontology annotation, molecular function: riboflavin reductase (NADPH) activity; FMN binding. Bases 1 to 627 code for a protein of 208 amino acids. NCBI's taxonomy places the organism in Eukaryota, Fungi, Ascomycota, Saccharomycetes, Saccharomycetales, Saccharomycetaceae. The record is from RefSeq and is a predicted model, not a curated record. The transcript has a single exon.